Fasciola hepatica (liver fluke) is the source of this 399-nucleotide messenger RNA. Lineage: Eukaryota; Metazoa; Platyhelminthes; Trematoda; Plagiorchiida; Fasciolidae. The record is from the annotation of a GenBank genome assembly.
AUGGACGUGCUGUUAUUUCGUAUGAAGCGAAUCGUUUCCUAUUCCGUUCUCUGGUUCUUCAUAUGUUCUACUUCGAUCAACGGUAAUGGUGACAAUUCUCUGACACAACGCAUCAAUGAAUUGAAGUUGAACUAUCCAGUACUAACACAAAAGUGGAAUGAAUUUAUCUAUCAUGCCAACAUAAAUGGCCUACCGCCCCAAAUAAACAAGGAAGCACAAAACGGACAUGUUUUAUACUGUUGUCAACAAUCAGACGCAUUUCAACCAAGCUCAACACUCAUAGGAGGGAAAUUAGACAUGCAUUUAUAUGAGACAGAUAGGAAACGACCCACAAACUUUCCUACCGUCAGCAAUCCGAAGUGCAACAGAUUUGGCAUAUCGGGUAUUCCGGAUAAUUGA